AUGGCGAUGCGCGGCGACACGUUGCGUGAUCGCCAGAUCGCGUCCCUCAAGAAGAUUCUCAAUCUCAACGAGACGGUACAGUCGACCGACAGGGACGAGGCCCAGGCGCAUGCGCUGCUGGCUCCAGUAGCUCCCAUCUUGGACGCUGAGGGCAACCCGAUAUGGAAGGUCUUGGUGUUUGAUGACUUUGGUCGCGACGUCGUCAGCAGCGUCCUGCGCGUGUCGGACCUGCGCACCAUGGGGGUGACCAUGCACAAGCAUAUCGGCACGGCGAGGCACCCCAUACCUGACGUCCCCGUCAUCUACCUCGUCGAGCCAAACGAGCAGAACCUCAAGGCGAUUACGAAUGAUCUCGAGAAGGACCUCUACUCACCCGCCUACAUCAACCUACUCUCUUCCCUGCCCCGAGUCCUGCUCGAGGACUUUGCCACACAGACGGUCACGGCUGGCACGUCCGAGAAGAUUGCCCAGCUAUACGACCAGUACCUCAACUUCAUCGUGACGGAGCCGGAUCUCUUCAGCCUGAACAUGCAGAAGGAGCACACAUACUGGGCUCUCAACAGCGCAGCCACUAGUGACGCCGAGCUCGACAGGGUCGUCGACAGGGUCGUGAGUGGCCUGUUCAGCGUCGUGGUCACGAUGGGCGUGAUUCCCAUCAUCCGGUGCCCCAAGGACGCCGCCGCCGAGAUGGUCGCCGUGCGGCUCGACCGCAAGCUACGGGAUCACAUCCUCAACUCCAAAGAGAACCUCUUCUCCAGCGCGCGACAGGGCAGCGGCCCCACGCCCAGCUCGAGGCCUGUGCUGGUGCUGCUGGACCGCAACGUCGACUUGACGGCCAUGCUGUCGCAUUCGUGGACGUAUCAGUCGCUCGUGCACGACGUGCUCAACAUGAAGCUGAACAAGAUCACGGUCGAGACGCCGAUUGACGAGAACAACCCGAGCAAGGGCAGUACAAAGAAGGUCUACGACGUCAGCUCGAGCGACUUCUUCUGGUCCAGGCACGCGGGCGCCCCGGUGGUCGAAGCAGCCGACUCGGUCGAUGCCGAGCUCGUCAAGUGGCGAGAGGAGUCGGCGGCCAUGACGCACAAGGCCGGAGCCUCGAAUUUCGAGGACCUACAGAACGAGACAAGUGCGGCGACGCAACACCUGAAGGCGGUGAUCGGCGAGCUGCCGGAGAUGCAGGAGCGCAAGGCAACGCUGGACAUGCACAUGAACAUCCUGACGGCCAUCUUCAACGGGAUCAAGAACCGGCAGGUGGACAACUACUUCCAGAUUGAGGAGGAGGCCACGAAGCAGACCAAGGACCAGAUCAUGGAGGUGAUCAGGGGCGACGACAGGGGGUCCGACCCGACGGACAAGCUGCGGCUAUUCAUCAUCUGGUUCCUAAGUACGGAACAGGAGUUCAGCCGGGCCGACUUUGAGGGGUUCACCAAGGCGCUCGAGGCGGCCGGUGCGAACGUGUCAUCUCUGCCAUAUAUUCGACAGGUUCGCGCGACGACCAAGAUGACGCAGCUGGCGACGGUCAACAAGAACUCGGCCAAGCCCCAGGGAGGAUCCAACCUGUUCGGACAGUUCUCGUCCAUCUCGUCGCGACUGACAGACCGCCUGAAGGAGACGGGAGUGCACACGGGUCUGCAGACCAACUUCGAGUCGCUGGUCAGCGGUGUCAAGAACUUCCUGCCGGUGGACAAGGACCUGACGGUGACUAAGAUUGUCGAGUCCAUCAUGGAGCCAUCGACGGCGUCGUCGUCUGCCAUCUCCAAGACGGAGAACUACCUGUACUUUGACCCGCGGUCGGCCAACGCGCGCGGAACGGUGCCGCCGCCCAGCGCCAUGCGAGCGGGCGGGGCUGGCGGCGCACCGGGUGGUCUCCCGGGCUCAUCGCAGGGUAGCGGGCAGUCGGCCAGCUUUGGGCAGAGACGCCAGGGCUACAGCGAGGCUAUCGUGUUCACGGUAGGUGGCGGAAGCAUGGAGGAGUACGGCAACCUGCAGGACUGGGUGACGCGAACAGGCGGCGAGAGGGGCCGCAAGAGGGUCGUGUAUGGCAGCACGGAGCUGGUCAACGCGUCCGAGUUCAUCCGAGAGGAGCUGGAGAGGUUAGGAACUGAGGUGUCAUCGUAG
Geosmithia morbida is the source of this 2121-nucleotide messenger RNA. Its product is annotated as sec1 family domain-containing protein 1. Gene Ontology annotation, molecular function: syntaxin binding. Lineage: Eukaryota; Fungi; Ascomycota; Sordariomycetes; Hypocreales; Bionectriaceae. Bases 1 to 2121 code for a protein of 706 amino acids. The record is from RefSeq and is a predicted model, not a curated record. Gene Ontology annotation, cellular component: cytosol; Golgi membrane. Gene Ontology annotation, biological process: intracellular protein transport; endoplasmic reticulum to Golgi vesicle-mediated transport. The transcript is spliced from 5 exons.